AACUACCAUUCUCUAUUUCAAGGAGUUUGGUUUUUUAGAUUCCACAUAUAAAGGAAGAUCAUACAAUAUUUGUCUUUCUCUGACUUAUUUCACUUAGCAUAUGCCCUCGAUGUCCAUCCAUGUUGUUACAAAUGGUAGGGUGUACUUCAUUUUAAAGGCUGAGUAAUAGUCCAUUGGAGAUAUAUAUAUCACAUAUUGUUCGUUCAUCCAUCCAUCAAUAGACACUUAGGUUGUUUCCAUGUCUUGGCUAUUGUAAAAAAUGCUGCAGUGAGUAUGGGAGUGCAGAUAUAUCUUUGAUACUGUUUUCGUUUCCUUUGGAUAUCUCUAUUGGUAUUUUCUUGAUUAGAAACAGUCAUAAUUCUGCCAGCAGAAUCAAAAUGACACAUAACUAGACACAGCGUUUCUCAAUUCAUUAAUAUCACUUACAUAGUGAUUUAAUUUCAGUCACCAUGAAUAAAUACACAAAAUCAUGAUAAGAGUUCACAGAGAUACAUUCAGUUUUCUGUAUCUUGUCCACUUCACAAAGCCACAAUACCAUGGACAUUGCAUGAUAACAUUGCUAAUUCCACUAAGCCUAUCCCAUAAUUCCAUGCAAUACCAAAUCAGUCUUAAAAACCACUUACUCCAUUGUCCCACUGAGCCGCAAACUCAUGACUAACAACUAAUACUGCAAGGUUUAUCAACUUCUUAGAAAGUUAAAUAUAAGCUGACCUGUUACCCAACAUUUUUUUCUUCUAGGUAUUUCCCCAGGAGAAAUGGAAACAUGCCAGCUUUAUUUAUAAUAUAUAAAAUCUGGAAAUACAACAGAUGUUCACCAAGAGAAAAAGAAAUAAAUUGUGUCAUAUUCACACAAUUGAAUGCUGUCCAUAAAUAAAAAAGAAUGAACUACACAACAUUAAUAAACCUUACGAAACUAGGAUGUGCAAAAGGAGGUAUGUGUAAUUGCAGAACAGACAAAACUAAAUUAGGCGAGUAUCUGAGAAUUAUGGUUGUCUGUCGUGAGACUGACUGGAAAAGGAUACCAGACAGACGUACACAGAAUGAGAAUCUGCUGCGUGCCAGAUGCCGUUCUGGGUGCCGGGGCUUUUUCAAGGGGCAAAACUGAAAACUCCUCACCCUCUGGUUCACGACCACCGAUCUGGGGUCCCGCCCAUACAGGCCUGAGUGAAGAGAAGACUCGACGGGCACCGGCUCCCAGGUCUCGCUGCGGCCAUUUCCGCCCAAACUACGGUCUCCUCUUCAGCCUUUCUUGGCUCGACCUCCCUCAGCAGGGAAUUCCCGAUUCCCUCCCAGGUCUUCCUCGACCAGGUUCCUGAUUCCCUCUUUUCUCCUCAACGCUCCUGGGUCUGGGAUUCCGGUUCUCCCCCGGUCCUCCCGGACACAAGCUGCUUCCGUCUUCCGCCCCGCCCCCAGCAGGCUUCCGCUUCCUCGUUUCCCUUUCUCCCGCCCAGGUUUGCGAUCACUUCCUCGGCUUGGGCUCUAGGUCCGCCCGAGACUCCUCGCUUCCAAGAAACCAUCACCCGGCCCUUCGGCUGCUGACGAAGCGCCAGCUGCUAGCCCCCGCCGCCGAGGAGGAGCGAUCCGCGCACCCUGGGACUGCCAGGAGUCUCCGUCCGUUGCCCCACGGGCUGCCCUCGACGACCUGAACAUUUUCAGUGUUGGGCUACGUUUCCCACAGCUCCCAGGGCCACGAAUGAACUUUGACUUUGGGUUCCCCUUCCGGCAUCGUGGUUAUUGGGUUAUGCUUGUUCUGCAAGAGAAGCCCCCUGAAGUGGAGGAGAGCGUUGCUACUUAAAAGCCCAUUCAAGUUUUGACGGGGGAGCAUGUCAUCAGAGUUCCUCACGCUGUCAUGGCAGAAAUGGAAUUCCCUGGCCAAUUCUUUACAAUUCUAAGCAUGGACCAUGAAUUGGUGACAUUCAGGGAUGUGGUCAUCAACUUCUCUCAAGAGGAAUGGGAGUAUCUGGAUUCAGCUCAGAGGGACUUAUAUUGGGAUGUGAUGAUGGAGAACUAUAGCAACUUGGUCUCACUGGAUUUGGAGUCCAAAUAUGACACCAAGUGUUUAUCUACUGGAAAGGACGUUGAAAACAAUGGCUCUCAAGGGAAAGUAACAGAAAAUAAAUUCAUUGGUCUUGAGAGCUGCAUUUUCAGAAAUGACUGGCAAAGCAAAAGCCAGACUGAAAUACAAAGACCUGAAGUGGGAUAUUUCAGCCAAAUGAAAAUCAUCUCUGAAAAAAUGCCCAAUUAUAAACAUAAGUCUCUUAUAUCACAUCAGAGAAUUCAUGAUAGCAAGAAGCUCUAUGAAUGUAAGGACUAUGGGAAGGUUGUUAGCUGUGACUUAAAUUUUGAUGAAUAUGAAAGAAUACAUACUGGUGAGAAAACAUAUCAAUAUAAUGCAUAUUGGAAGACCUUUGAAGAUGAACCACAUACCCUGCAACUGAGUAUACACAGUGAUGUGAAACCUUGUAAAUAUAUAGAAUAUGAGAAUGCAUUUAGUUUUUAUGAAGACCUUACUAUACACCGUAAAAUGCAUGAUGAUCAAAGGUGCUAUAAAUGUAAGGAAUAUGAAAAGACCAUUAGAAGAGUUGAAGAAAUAACUCCACUUCAAAUAAUUAAUGAUGGUGAGAAACCCUAUGAAUGCACUUUCUGUGGAAAAUUCUUUAGAGUGCAUGCACAACUUACUCGACACCAGAAAAUCCAUACUGAUGAGAAACCUUACAAAUGUAUGGAAUGUGGCAAGAACUUUAGGUUCCAUUCACAGCUAACUGAACAUCAGAGAAUUCAUACUGGUGAGAAACCAUACAAAUGUAUACAGUGUGAGAAAGUCUUUAGAAUUAGUUCACAGCUUAUUGAACAUCAGAGAAUUCAUACAGGUGAGAAACCUUAUGCAUGUAAAGAAUGCGGGAAGACCUUUGGAGUCUGUAGAGAACUUGCUCGACAUCAGAGAAUUCAUACCGGAAAGAAACCUUAUGAAUGCAAGGCAUGUGGAAAGGUCUUUAGAAACAGUUCAUCCCUAACCAGACAUCAGAGAAUUCAUACUGGUGAGAAACCCUAUAAGUGCAAGGAAUGUGGGAAAGCUUUUGGAGUAGGUAGUGAACUUACUCGACAUCAGAGAAUUCACAGUGGUCAGAAACCUUACGAAUGUAAAGAAUGUGGAAAAUUCUUUAGACUUACAUCAGCACUUAUUCAACAUCAGAGGAUUCACAGUGGUGAAAAACCUUAUGAAUGUAAGGUAUGUGGGAAGGCUUUUAGACAUAGUUCAGCCCUUACUGAACAUCAGAGAAUUCAUACUGGAGAGAAACCUUAUGAGUGCAAGGCAUGUGGGAAGGCCUUUAGACAUAGUUCAUCCUUUACAAAACAUCAGAGAAUUCAUACUGGUAAGAAACCCUAUGAAUGUAAGGAAUGUGGGAGUGCCUUUAGUCAAAACCUCAUAGAACAUAAGAAAAUGCAUACUGGAGAAAAGUCACAUGAAUGUACUGAAUGUGGUAAAGUUUUCUCUCGAGUCUCAUCCCUUACUCUACAUUUGAGAAGUCAUAUGGGAAAGAAACCAUAUAAAUGUAAUAAAUGUGGAAAAGCCUUCAGCCAGAAAAGAAACUUCCUUUCUCAUCAGAAACAUCAUACUGGAGAGAAACUUUAUGAAUGUGGGAAAGCUUCUAUUCAGAUGCCAGGCCUCAUUAAACACCAGAGAAAUCAUACUGGAAACAAACCCUAUACAUGUAAGGAAUGUGGAAAAGCCUUCAAUGGCAAAUCAUAUCUCACUGAGCAUGAGAAAAUCCAUACAGGAGAGAAACCAUUUGAAUGUAAUCAAUGUGGAAGGGCCUUCAGCCAGAAGCAAUACCUCAUUAAACAUCAGAAUAUCCACAGUGGAAAGAAACCCUUUAAAUGUAAUGAAUGUGGAAAAGCCUUUAGCCAGAAGGAAAACCUUAUUAUCCAUCAAAGAAUACAUACCGGAGAGAAACCUUAUGAAUGCAAAGGGUGUGGGAAAGCUUUCAUUCAGAAGUCAAGCCUCAUUAGACACCAGAGAAGUCAUACGGGAGAGAAGCCCUAUAUAUGUAAAGAAUGUGGGAAAGCCUUCAGUGGCAAAUCAAAUCUCACUGAGCAUGAGAAAAUUCAUAUUGGAGAGAAACCCUAUAAAUGUAAUGAAUGUGGAACAAUCUUUAGGCAGAAGCAAUACCUCAUUAAACAUCACAAUAUUCAUACAGGAGAGAAACCCUAUGAAUGUAAUAAAUGUGGAAAAGCCUUCUCUAGAAUCACAUCACUCAUUGUGCAUGUGAGAAUUCAUACAGGUGAUAAACCUUAUGAAUGUAAAAUAUGUGGGAAAGCCUUCUGUCAAAGCUCAUCUCUUACUGUUCAUAUGAGAAGCCAUACAGGUGAGAAGCCCUACGGUUGUAAUGAAUGUGGGAAAGCCUUCUCUCAGUUCUCAACUCUUGCUCUACAUAUGAGAAUCCACACUGGAGAAAAACCUUAUCAGUGUAGUGAAUGUGGCAAAGCUUUUAGCCAGAAGUCACAUCAUAUUAGACACCAGAGAAUUCAUACUCACUAAAACUCUAUGAAUGCCUUGAACUUAGCAAAACUUUCAUCAGAACACACAUUUAAUGUUACACUGAAGAUUUGUUUUAUAAUAAAGUGACAUGAAUGUGGGAAAUACUUCACCAACAACUCAAAACUUAAAUACUAACAAUUUUAAUAAGUAUCUUAAUAUCAUGAAAACUUAGGUACUCCCAGAACUCCCACAACAAACAUUGUUAAUGAUGUACUGUUAGGAGCAAUCUAAUUGAAGUAAGGAUCCAGUCAUGAACACCAAGCAACAUGGUUCUGGAAGGCCUACCUGAUGCAUUAAGAGGUAUAAAGAUUUGACAUUAAGAGAACUGUCAUUUUAAAAAUGUUUUGCUACAUAUGUAAUGAAAAUUAUUUGUUCUUGGUGCAUUUGUAGAAAUCAGAAAUUGGAACAGAAUAUUAUCUUCUGAAACAUGCAUGCCUUUAUGGGGAAUUGUUAACUGAUAGAGGUGGUAUCACCAGUUGGUAGGGAAAUCAUGGAUGAUUCAAAAAAUGGUCUCAGGGUAACUGACUCUUCAUGUGGAAAAAUAUUAGAUCUCUGCUGUAGUAAUACAUUAUUUAUUAUAAAAUCCAAAAGUACUGAAGAUUAGAAUGCAAAAAGCAAAACUUAGUAAUAUAAGAAUUUUAUAGGAGAAUGUUUUUAAAACCUUGGAGUAGGAGGGAAUUUCUAAAAUAGAUUCCAGAAUACUCACUCUUGAGUAUACAUGCAUAUCCCCACAAAACCGAUACAUAUACCUAGGGAGUCAUGUACUUCUGUGCUCAUUGAAGCACGAAUUAUAUUAGCAAAAAAUUGGAAACAAAUAUCUGUUGCUUGUGAAAUGGAUAAAUAAAAUGUGAUAAGAGCACACAGAAUAUUCUGAGUAAAGUAUAACAGGUUUAUAUAUAUAUAUAUAUAUAUACACACACACACACACACACACACACACACACACACACACACAUAGAAAGACCUGAAAAAUCAUGUAGAGUGAAAAUGAAGGGAUAAAUAUAAUCGUAACUGAAUUUGAAUGAAAUUAACACUAGCAAACACUAGUAUUAAGCAUUGAUUAUGAAUAAAUAUUUUUAUGUAAAUCUAAAGAAUGAAUUGGAAGGAUACACACUCAAUUUCCAAAAGAGGUUGCCUCUAGAAAGAAAGGUAGUGGAAAAGAAAUAGCUAAAAGAUACUUCAGUUUUGUAUCUAUAUAACUAUGAUUAAAAAGAAAUAAAGACUCCAGAUUACUAUAACAAAAUGAUAGUUACGUCUGGGUUGUAGUAAUGUGUUUUAUUGUUUGUACUAUUUCUGAAAAUUAAAAAAGAUAAAGAUAGGACUAGGAAAGGUGUACAUGGAGUACAUGUAAUAUAGACUCACAGUCCAGAUAGAUGCUAAUAUUUUAUAGGAAAUAUUUCUAAAAUAAUACCUUUACUAUAAGUCAUUUUUGAAAAUUGGGAUGGUAGCUUAAAUUAUUUAAAUUUACUCUUGCAUGUGACGUCACUAAUCUGUGUGAUCUCUUAGAAGUUAUAGCAUGAUUGUGCAACAGGUUGGUUGGAUUACAUUCAUUUAAAGAUCAUUUAAUAAUAUAUGCACAGACUUGAUAUUAAAAAUUGGUUUCUACUGAAAUAUUUAUUAGAAAUCUUAAAAGUCCACAUACUAGUGUUGGCAUUAAGAAUUUGAUAUUUUUAAAAUGAGGAAACUAAGUUACUCUCAAACUUUUAAACAUGCCACUAAGUAAAAUGUCAAUUCUCGUGUAUCUCACCUUCAAUUUUAACCUCAGACUUUUUUUUCUUUAUCUGCCAGAUACACUCAAUCAGUACCCCCUGUUUGUUUCUUUGGGGAAAGUAGUGCUAAAAAAGAUCUGAGACCUACACAAUAUUGUUUUAUUUGAAGCAAAUCUUUCUGAGGAUUUUUGUUUACUCAGUCUCUUUCCACAACAACUUAACAUAGAAAAAGUUGUUAGUGCUCUUUUUGAAUAGUGAUAAAAAUGUAUACACAACAUUUAAACCUUAGGCAUAUUUCAAAUAUAUCAAUUUCUUUUAAAUUCAAAAUAAUUAAAUGCUAAUAGAACUGUAUCACUAUACUACUUGUUAGAGGUUUUGAACAUUGGUCUUGAGAGAAGAUUAUAAAUGCCAGGGGUUGGUUUUCUGGGGUAAUGUACCCAAAUAACCUGUAUAUCUACAUGAAUCUAAAUUAUCCUUCAUUUUCUUCCAUUCCUCACUAAGCAUUCCCCUCGUGUUCCUUGUUUCACCCUUGAGCUUGUGCAGUUUUGAAGUCACCAGAGCAACUGAAAACUCUUCAUUUUUUUUUAUUAAAAGAUUUUAUUUAUUCAUGAGAGAUACAGAGAGAGAGGCAGAGACCACAGGCAGAGGGAGAAGCAGGCUCCAUGCAGGGAGCCUGAUGCAGGAUUUGAUCGUGAGACUCCAGGAUCACGCCCUGGGCCGAAGGCAGGCGCUAAACUGCUGAGCCACCCAGAGAUCCCAAAAACUCUUAAUUCAAACUAAACUAGGAGGGAUUACCUUUUGGUGCCAGUAGUUGGCUAGUGCCAAGGUACAACAACGAUUAGGAUAGUCACAUAGAGUAAAAUGAGUAAUAUCUGUGAUACUGCACACUUCAAAUUUACUCUGACAUUCCCCCUUACUGAUUCAACUUGUUGCUAGUUAUUUGCCACCACAAAGAACACUACAAUAAGCACUCUUAAAAUUGGACCUUAAAUAUCAGAUAUGUUUAUUUCUAGGGGAUAGAUUACUGGCAAGAGAUUGUUAGAUCAAAGGACAUACGCUAUUUUUUUAUUUUAAUAGAUGCUAUCAGUCAUUUUCAAAAACAACUCUCCUCUAACACUGCAACAGAUAUAUUACUUAAAUUCAUGUUGAUGAGUAUAACCACCUGCUCCUAGAUUUGCUUCUUUGUAAAUUUUUAUAAUGUUAGCUCAUUUUCCUAUAGGAUUAUUUAUCUCUGUCAAUUUUUAAGACCUCUUUAGACAUUAAAGACAUUAGGAAUUUGUCUAAUUUUUGUCUAAUUUGUCUAAUCACAAAAAAAUGAUUUUUCCAUUAAAAUACCCUAAAUUUCUGUGUAACCAGAUAUGUAUUAAUUUUUUCUAAGCUUAUGAAUUGGUUAAGAUAUUUUAAUCUUUCGAUUGUAUAUUUCUUAGGUUUUCCUUGCAAGUUGUUUAUUUGCUUUUUUCAAUAUGUAAAUAUCUGGUCUAUCUAGAAUUUAAUUUUUAAUGUCAUAUAAAAAUGAGGAUUCCUUGUUAUUUUCUUCCAUAUGGGUUUCCAGUUAUACAAGCACAAUUUGUUAAAAUAAUCCAUCUAUUCAGCAGCUGGUCACAUUGUUCUGACCAACUUGUGGUGUCCACCAACAGCAAUCACAGAUUUGAACCACCAAUCAAAAAAACAAAACAGACUUUAACCCAGUUUAUUAUUAGCCUUGCCCUGACCAAAAAACCAAAAACACCUUCAUAGUCCUGUGACUGCCCAAGUAAGCACAGUUUCCAGGGGAGACUCCAGGGGAGUCAAGGUCAGAAUGGAUGUGGUUUACCUAAGCAUUGGGAAACAUUAACAUUCUCAUCCAGGACAUCUUAUGGUAACUCAGUACUGCAUCUGCGUGGUGUGAUAUACACACCCAGUUGUGAAACUGAUACCCACUUAAGCACAGGGAAGCUGCUGCCUUGGUUUCCCAAGACUUAUGAUGCCUUAGUCACAUAGACUAUUGAUGUCUACAUGCCAAUUCACAGCUUCCCCGCAACCUGCCUCAGUCCAGGUA
This is a messenger RNA of Nyctereutes procyonoides (raccoon dog), 8287 nucleotides long. RefSeq names its product zinc finger protein 260 (gene ZNF260). The transcript has 6 exons. Gene Ontology annotation, biological process: regulation of transcription by RNA polymerase II. Gene Ontology annotation, molecular function: DNA-binding transcription factor activity; RNA polymerase II cis-regulatory region sequence-specific DNA binding. The record is from RefSeq and is a predicted model, not a curated record. NCBI's taxonomy places the organism in Eukaryota, Metazoa, Chordata, Mammalia, Carnivora, Canidae. The coding region runs from base 1850 to 4540 and encodes 896 amino acids.